GGACCGGGGCUCGCCGGUGGUGCGCCGUGUCCCCUAGUGUUGGUUUCGCGAUUUGGCGUGACCCUGCACUCCAGUUCGCAAUUUUUCACCCAUUCCGGUCGAUUCCUCGCGUCCGAGGAAGGGGAUAAAUCAUCACCGCUGAGCAACCUCGCCGGAGCAGCGGGCAGCUUCGAGAAGGUAAGGGUGGGGCAGAAGAGGCAGACGCUGGUGGCGAUGGCCUCCUCGUCGACCGCGGCGGUGGAGUCGGCCGCUUCAGGUCGCUGGAGACGGGGGUGCGAGCGUGGAUGGAGAAGCUGCCCACCCACAUCGAGGCCACGGUGUUCGGGGCCGUGCAGAGUGGCGCGCUCGGCGGGCUGAUGCGCACGUUCACGCCGGAAAUAUCGGCAGACGGCUCUCCGUGCCGUAGGCGCCGCCCAGGCUCGACUCCAUGGCCCUGCCAUCCUUGGAGCAAGUGCAGGUUCCCUCCUCCUCAUGUAUAGUUCCCCUCUUGUUACAGAUUUACACGGGGACUAUCAAUUUUUGUAAUUCCUGUGAUACUUUUGUCAAAGAUUGCAAAUGCUUUUGAGUUCAGUCCCAGUGACGAAUUUGUUCUCACAUAUACCGAUGAUGAUGCAAUUGAUUAUUUCUUGUUCCUUGUUCAUAGCUUGUUCAGCCAGUAGGUGCAAUCGAAUUAUUAUUUGUUAAUGUCCAAACUAAAAUCAGUAGUUAGUAUCUCAUUUAGAGAUGUAUUAUGUUUUCCUGACUGAUGCACCGUAUAAGCUGACUCUAAUUCAUGAAAUCUCCAUUGCAAGUUGUAGAUAAGCAGUAAAUUACUCUCAUCAGCUAGGCAUCAAGCAGAUUACAGCCCAUUGCAAGUUAUGGAGAAGCAGUAAGUUACUCUCAUCAGCUAGGCAUCGAGCAGAUUCAGUCCAUUGCAAGGUUUGCAGCUGGGAGAAUCCCAGAGAUUUAGAGUACCGCUUCAACAAGUUUCCGCUGAUUCAGCUGUAGUACCAAACUUUUUUGAUGGAUUCUGUUGGUUAAAUGUAUUAUGGAGAGCUUCCGCCUCCCUGUGGUGAUUCAGCUGGAUUUCCGUUGAACGGUUGAGGAAAGGCUCGUCGAGUCUCCAAUGGUUUUUUUUUCCAAGCGCCAGAUGCUCGCCGAUAUGGGUCGUGUGGAAGAAAAUUGUCCAAGCGCCCGACAAUUGAUUAAAUCUGUGCAGCAGAGCAGAAGGGAUGUGGGUCACGGCAUUGUGCUAGUGUUGCACUGCAGAAGAGGAGAUAACUUAACUCGAUGCAUAUCUGUCAUGAGGAGAAGAGAGAGGAAGCCUGUUAUUGUGAUUUUGCUUCAAUUGGAUUCCGACCAAGGUCAGAGUUCAUCAGGUCACCAUGGAGGGAUCAAAAAACUGAGUGUUCAGGAGGUACCAGUUGGUCAACAAUAAUGAACCCCAAUUCAUGCACAUUCUAUUAUUGGUCCUUGUUCUCCAAGAUCCGCAAAGCAUGCACAAGAGGAUUCCGUCAAAAUCGAGGUGCUGCGCCGGCAGCUGCUCCCGCUCGACGGUGGAGGGGUGGUGCCGAGAGGCGUGUCGCGCUGGGGCACACUACCUCAGUGCGGCCUUGGCCGCUGGUGGUGGAUCGAGUGGACGCCCCUCCUGAUGGGCAUGUUGCAGCGACUGCCCAGCUCGUGCCUCCCCUGGUUCGCAUGUACAACAAAGGGCUGGGUCGCACCCAGGGCCUGGACGUGGAAAAGCUAGCGCAGGCGGCCAUGAACGCUGGCACUAUGGGCGAGGACUGCACCUUUCCCUUCUCUGGGCAAGGAUUGUCUCUGCCUUCCUCCGGUGGACACGAUAUCUACUCGAGCUCUGCUUGGAUCCAAUCAGGGAACCCGAAGGCGUGGAUGGUCCGCGACGAGGCCCUCGAUCUCCCCGACCGGCCCGCUUUUGAUUAUAAGGGUGAUUUGUUAGUUGUUUUUUAAUCUAGACGUUGAGCUUCAGUUAGUUUAGCUGUUUGCACUUUCA
Lolium rigidum is the source of this 1993-nucleotide messenger RNA. RefSeq lists its product as uncharacterized. Bases 1270 to 1950 code for a protein of 226 amino acids. The transcript has 4 exons. NCBI's taxonomy places the organism in Eukaryota, Viridiplantae, Streptophyta, Magnoliopsida, Poales, Poaceae. The record is from RefSeq and is a predicted model, not a curated record.